This is a messenger RNA of Synchiropus splendidus (mandarinfish), 5234 nucleotides long. Its product is annotated as liprin-alpha-3-like. Bases 564 to 4274 code for a protein of 1236 amino acids. Lineage: Eukaryota; Metazoa; Chordata; Actinopteri; Syngnathiformes; Callionymidae. The transcript has 32 exons. The record is from RefSeq and is a predicted model, not a curated record. Gene Ontology annotation, cellular component: presynaptic active zone. Gene Ontology annotation, molecular function: protein binding. Gene Ontology annotation, biological process: synapse organization.
ACUGAGGAGUGGAGGAGGAGAGGAUGAGUGCGUGCGCGUGUGUUGAGGAAAAGGCGUUUGGUGCGUUUCAGCGAGGGUCUUGCUGUGGUCAUUAUAUAGAGCAUGAAUCGCUCGGACAUCAGUGUCAGGCUUUGGCAGGUGUGCACGAUGGAUUGAGGACGCGCAUGCUCGCUCCCGCUUCAUCUACACUGCUACCUCCUGUGCUGUAAGAAGCUUUACGUCCACCACUUCCUCCCCGUCAGCCCUGCUUCCUGCUCUCCCACCCAUCACCCCACCCCACCCAAAAAAAAACAAAACUUUUCAUGAUAUACAGAAGCAUUCAGAUCUUUUCCCACAAUGUUAUGUCAAGGAUUAUGAUCAACUCUAGAUUAGCGAAAAGGGCAAUAAUUUCAGGAAGAUGAAUUCAUUAUGAAUAGAAAUAUAUAUAUUUUUCACCAAGAAAAAAAUGUAAGAAAAUAUAUUUUUGCAUCACACUUGAAGAUUAGUUUCUAAGACUUCGAUCACUUUGCACACGAUCCUUUGUCUACUUUCAUAUCUGAAAUCAAGACAAAACCUGCGGUCUCAUGAUGAUGUGCGAAGUCAUGCCCACCAUAUCAGAGGAUGGGCGGAGUGGGACCGGUGGAGGUCCCGCUUCUCCUGCGGGUGCAGGCGUAGGGGGAUCCGGAGGAGCGAUGGGAGGUGGAGGCUUCAGCGGAAGAGAUCCAAGAGGUGGAGGAGAUGAAGGUGGCAGCACGGGAAACCUGGAGUCUCUCAUGGUCAACAUGCUGACGGAGAGGGAGCGGCUGCUGGAGAACCUGCGCGAGACCCAGGAGAGUCUGGGGACAGCUCAGCUCCGACUUAGAGAACUCAGCCAUGAGAAGGAGUCACUUCAGAGGCAGCUGUCCAUCGCGUUACCACAGGAGUUUGCUGUGUUGACUAAAGAGCUCAACGUUUGCCGCGAGCAGCUUCUGGAGAGGGAGGAGGAGAUUGCUGAGCUCAAGGCGGAGAGGAACAACACACGUCUGCUGCUGGAGCACCUGGAGUGUCUGGUGUCUCGCCAUGAGCGCAGUCUGAGGAUGACUGUGGUGAAGAGACAAGCCCAAUCCCCAGCGGGUGUAUCCAGUGAGGUGGAGGUCCUCAAGGCCCUCAAGUCUCUGUUUGAGCACCACAAGGCCCUCGACGAGAAGGUCCGAGAGCGUCUUCGCGUGGCCCUCGAGCGAGUGUCCAUGUUGGAAGAUCAACUGGCAGCGUCUUCUCAAGAGGUAAUCUCUUUAAGAGACCAAAUUAAAAGACGUCAACAAGGGGUGGACGGCGGGAAAGAUCGACUACCCAACGGCCCCUCGUCUGGCCUGGAGGACAGCGAGCUGGAGCGGCAAAGAGAGGGGGAAAUCGAGCGACAAAGAGCUGAACUCUCGCAGCUGAGGGAGAGGCUGGCGCUCAUGUGCCGGCAGGUUGGGGAAAUAGAGGAACAGCUUGCAGCCGCCAGGAGGGAGGUGACGAAGUCAGAGGAGGCCAAUCAGAAGCUCCAGAGGGAAGUGAAAGAGGCUCUGUGUCAAAGGGAAGACAUGGAGGAACGCAUCACCACACUAGAACGCAGGUACCUCAGUGCUCAGAGGGAGGCCACGUCUCUCCAUGACAUCAAAGACAAGCUGGAGAACGAGCUGGCCAGCAAGGAAUCCCUGCAUAGACAGAGUGAGGAGAAGAACCGACAACUGCAGGAACGACUGGAUGAAGCAAAGCAGAAGCUCCAGCAGACCCUGCAGAGAGCUGAAACUCUCCCUGAGAUUGAGGCCCAGCUCGCCCAGAGAGUCGCUGCCCUCAACAAGGCAGAAGAACGCCACGGAAACUUUGAGGAGCGACUACGACAAAUGGAAGCUCAGCUUGAGGAGAAGAACCAGGAGCUCCAGAGGGCGAGGCAGCGGGAGAAGAUGAACGACGAACACAACAAACGGUUAUCAGACACUGUAGACAAACUCCUGUCCGAGUCCAAUGAGAGACUCCAACUUCACCUGAAAGAGAGGAUGGCAGCACUGGAGGAGAAGAAUGCACUGUCUGAGGAGCUGUCCAAUAUGAAGAAAAUACAAGAUGACCUUCUUGCCAACAAGGAGCAACUCCUUGCGGAACUGGAGCGAAUCCAGCUGGAGUUGGAUCAGCUGAGAGGCCGACCUGGUUCCUAUUCCAGGGCGGGCAGUGUCAGCUCACUUCCCUCCACCCUCUUUCGACGGUCUCUCCCGGGUAGUGCCUCCGAGCUGCGCUACCCACAGGGCGGUGGUUCACUUCCAGCUGGGUACAGCAGCUCCUCUGGGGGCGUGGUGGUCAGGCGGACACACCGCGGUCGCUGGGGGUCUUCUAGAGACGAUAACAAGUAUGGGGAUUGGGACAGUGGCACAAUGCUGGGCCCGGGGUAUGAAGGCGGGGUGGAGGGGGGCUGCUCCGAUGACGAGGAUGACAGGGAAACCCUCUUCGGAUCAGACCUGCUUUCUCCAAGUGGGCAGACGGACGUACAGACUUUGGCCAUUAUGCUGCAGGAGCAGUUGGAGGCCAUUAACAAAGAGAUUAAGCUUAUUCAGGAAGAAAAGGAAAGCACAGAGUUGAGGGCGGAGGAGAUCGAGAGUCGCGUUAGCAGUGUCGCCCUCGAUGCCUCGCACCCGCCCUCCUCCCUGGGAGGACGGGACAGUGUCGGGAGGGGCUACAUGACUCCCUCGAUCACCUCCUCCACUCUGGCAUCUCCCUCACCGCCCAGUUCUGGACAUUCCACCCCACGACUGCCCCACUCUCCAGCCAGGGAGAAUGACAGACAGAACAGCAAAGAGGGUGAGGAAUGUCGAGCACUCGCCCUGAUAGACUCCACGCCCCCACCUGUUCCUCGAGCCCUGCGAUUGGACAGGAUGACUCACACUCAUCCGGGGGCAGGUCUGGAUGAUCACCGUGAAUUCCGCAGUCUUUCCGCCGAUGGGGCCACCACUGCCAGCCAGGAUUCUCUCCACAAAGCCAGCAAGAAGAAAAGUAUCAAGUCGUCUAUCGGACGUCUCUUUGGAAAGAAAGAAAAAGGGAGGAUGGGUGCGCCUGGUCGCGAGUCUGCGUCCUUGGCGUCCACGCCCUCAGAUGAUCUGGGCUCAGCAGAUCCACUAGGCCUGGCUAAGCUCGGGACAGGAACAGUGGAAAAAGACCGUCGCAGCAAAAAGAAACACGACCUGUUGGAAGAAGCUUGUCGUCAGGGUCUGCCUUUUGCUUCAUGGGACGGACCCACUGUGGUGACAUGGCUUGAGCUGUGGGUCGGCAUGCCAGCCUGGUAUGUGGCUGCGUGUCGUGCCAACGUGAAGAGCGGUGCCAUUAUGGCCAACCUGUCAGACACAGAGAUCCAGAGAGAGAUCGGCAUCAGCAACCCUCUGCACAGGCUCAAGCUCCGUCUGGCCAUCCAGGAAAUGGUGUCGCUGACCAGCCCGUCUGCUCCUGCUAGCACACGAUCGUCCACUAGUAAUAUUUGGAUGACGCACGCUGAGAUGGAGUCACUCAGCGCUGCCCCGAAACCAGAGGUGAAAGAGUUCAGUUGGGACCAGAUCUUAGCUUACGGCGACAUGAACCAUGAGUGGGUGGGAAACGAGUGGCUGCCCAGUUUAGGUCUGCCUCAGUACCGCUCCUACUUUAUGGAGUCUCUAGUGGAUGCCCGCAUGCUGGACCACCUGACCAAGAAAGAAUUGAGAGGCCAACUGAAGAUGGUGGACAGUUUCCAUAGGGUGAGUCUUCACUACGGGAUCAUGUGUUUGAAGCGCUUGAACUACGACAGGAAGGAGCUGGAGAGGAGGAGGGAUGAGAGUCAACAUCAAAACCAAGAUGUCAUGGUGUGGUCAAACGAGCGCGUCAUGUGUUGGGUACAAUCCAUUGGCCUCAAAGAGUUUGCAGACAACCUUCUAGAAAGCGGAGUCCACGGGUCGCUCCUUGCUCUGGAUGACACCUUUGACUACACUGACCUCGCCCUUCUUCUUCAGAUACCAAAUCAGAACACACAGGCAAGGCAGCUUUUAGAGAAAGAAUACAACGCUCUCAUCUCCAUGGGAACGGAAAGGAGGCCAGAUGAGGACGGCACAAAAACAUUCACACGGUCGCCAUCAUGGAGGAAGAUGUUCAGGGAGAAGGAUCUUCGCAGCGUGACCUCUGACUCCUCAGAAACUCUACCUGCCAACUUCCGUGCCUCCGCAAUCUCCACUCCCUCUGUUACAUUAAGAAAAGUUCAGAGUGAAGUAAACUCUGGUGCAAGAGGCGAGUCUGCGUCAGUGAGGACGUACUCCUGCUAAAAGAAAAGCACACAAGACUUCUGAAUCCAACAAUCAUCUCUGAAGAGAAAAAAAAAAUAGAAGAUGAAAAUCUAAGGAGAUGAUCAACUUUAGAAAAUAUUUUAUUCAAAACGCAGAGUGAAUGGAUUGAAAUGAUAAAGCAAUGAGUGAAUGUGUUCGUUCAUCUCACGCCCUCAAAGAACACACAUACACACAUACCGUCAAGAAACACACACAAGCAAACACAAUGACCCAUAAAUGUGGCAUGACUGUAUGAAUCUGUAGGAAGUGACUCGUCAUGACUCCAUCUUCUGUUGUCAAGUGUGAGACGGCAAUACUGACUCAAAGAAUCAAGGAAGGUGCGUUCCGACGCUGUGCUGCGAGUGACAUCACAGAACCGUCGAGGACGGGACGCUGAGGAAGUGAGUUUUAUGUUCUGAAGCCAUAAAAGACACGAGAUGCACAAAUGUGAAUAAGACGGACAAUGAAACAAGACGUGCUUCAUCUUUAAACUCGAACAUCAGCGUGAAGCAUUUGUGUUAAUCUGCAUGCCAAAAUCAACCAUUUUAGAGUGAACGUCAUGACAUCAUCAUCUACUGCUGUGAUAGCUUGGGUAAGGACUUUGUACAAUGUGUGUAUUUUAUUUUUAUCAUUUUUUUAAGACAACUUCUCUUGUAUGUAUGUAUGUACAGUACGUAUGUGUGUGUGUGUAUUAAAUGAUGUUCAUUUCAUACUUAGUUCCAAGACUGAUGGUAAUUUCAUUUGGCCAAAAGAGUUCAAUAUGUUUCAAAUGAUGGACGUUUAAGAUAUGCUACUUGUAUGUGUACAUUAAAAAAAAGAAAAGAAAAAGAAAAAAAAAGAAAUUGUCUAAUGAUUGAAAUUCCUAUUACUGGACAGUAGUGCUGAUAAUUGAAUAUAUGAGAACAAUAAUGAUGAUGAUUGUAAAAGCUGUAAUUAAAAAAAAUACCUGUUAAUUAUCUA